AUGCAGUCCAACAUGGCGAGCAGUGUCUCUCAAAAAUCGCGCCAGCGUCGUCUGCGCCGCAUAACCACAAUGCCGAGUCUUCCGAAGGUCGUCCUCUCCACACCUCAACUAUCCACUCCGUCUUGCAAUCUACCCAUCCAUUUUAGUCCAGUCCUCUCGACGGUUCCGUCCAUCGAGUCUUUCAUCACCACAUCUACGGACGACGGUGAUCGCUAUACCUCGGUAGAUAUCGCUCCCCCACCUGUUUCUCCUCACUCUCGUGUCUUAUCUCACGACGGAAACAAGAACCCAGACUCCUCUUUUCUCAACUCUUCCAACCUCUCUCCUUCAUUUGACGACCUUUUUGCUACACGAGAAGCCGCACAUGCAGUACCCGUCCCUCCUGCCCUCACUACUCUCGAAGUUCUGGCUUCCUCUACUUCCAACGCCAGAGUUCCCACUCUGCCUGCUCCUCAUUUCUACCGCAAUUUAACCAAUCCUGAUGCCGGUAUUGCUGCAUCCAAGACAUCUUCCCUUGCUGCUCCUGACUCGGCUCCUGCCCACACUCCUAUCGAUGCGGACCCUCCUCUACCCACUACUUCUAGUGGCGAUAUUUCAGCACCAACCACCGAGGAGAUCUUCGAGAAAACCCCACCUCCCUCGGCAAUACCUACUGACUCGCGUGAAAUGGUCGUCGUCGUGAUCGGGGGUCACUCCCCUGGGCUAUACCCCUCACUCGCAGCGGCCGCUUCUGCCAUUACGCCUGGAGCCAAAGUGCACGUCUUCCGGACCAAGCUUGAAGCUCGGCGCGAGAUGAAUCGCAUAUACCGACAAAAUGGACUGGCGGCCAAUACUUCGAUUUUUCCCUCUUCUGCAUCUCCAUGUUCUCGCCUACCGGCUCACAGCACUGAUACCUAUGUUGAUGAUGAAAACGAUUCCUUGGGUGGAACAAGAUCGAAAUUACAGUCGUCACGCUCAACUGGGAAUAGCAUAUCAGUUUCUUUUGCUGCUGAGGGGAUAUCGUCUAGGAUUACUGGUCCACUGCUCAACUUCACCUAUCGUCAUGGGACAGAAAUCACCAAUGACCCUCCGUCGAUCAACACCUUCAUUCCGUCCACUGAAGAUGAAGUGUUCGACUUCGAAGCGUUCAUCAAUGCUCUCAGUCCUAAAGCUCGGUUCGUCUCUCAGAGCCGACACUGCUACUACGCCAUUGCGCGUGGCCGGGUGCGGACAAUCGUAGGCAGCUUUGAAGAAAUGUACCUUCUGACGAGAAGACUUCCGUUUGAGCCCAUUGCAAAAGGCUUUUUCAGUUUCGAUGCCGCGAAGGAUUGGAUACUCAAAAAUUGA
Molecule: messenger RNA, 1326 nt
Organism: Stereum hirsutum FP-91666 SS1
Lineage: Eukaryota; Fungi; Basidiomycota; Agaricomycetes; Russulales; Stereaceae
Exons: 4
Coding region: 1-1326 (441 amino acids)
Source: RefSeq, a predicted model, not a curated record